Messenger RNA from Ochotona princeps (American pika), 1080 nucleotides. Its product is annotated as C-type lectin domain family 4 member A. The record is from RefSeq and is a predicted model, not a curated record. The transcript has 6 exons. Bases 259 to 969 code for a protein of 236 amino acids. NCBI's taxonomy places the organism in Eukaryota, Metazoa, Chordata, Mammalia, Lagomorpha, Ochotonidae.
AGUCAUGUCAGGGGGUUGAAGGCUCUGAUUCAUGCUGCGCUGGUCCUGAGGCUGGAGCCAGUGCCGGUGUGGACAGAGUGGCUCCCGGCUGUGGUUUCAGUUCUCAUAUUUCUUGGGGGUGCUGGUUGCCAUGGCACCUCUUCUCCCCUGUUGAACCAUAGGAAGUCGACCACUUGCCAGCGCUGUGCUUCUUGCUUAUUGUAUUUUGAGCAAGGCCUGAGACAUUGUCUGAAGAAAGCAGAAAAUCUCUUGUCAAACAUGGCUUCAGAAAUCACUUAUGCUGAAGUGAAGUUCAACAAUGGAACCGUGGCCUCAGGCAUCCAUCCAGGCUCCGCUGCAGCGCCCAGACAGACGACGACUCCUCGCAAAAGUAACCCUGGUUUUCCCAAGUUCCUUGCUGCCUCUUUGCUGGCGCUGCUCCUGCUGUUGGCAAUCUCGUUCCUCGUCGCGUUUAUUAUUUUCUUUCAAAAAUAUUCUCAGCUUCUUGAAGGAAAAAAGACUUUACAGGAACUAAAUCACACGGCGUUGGAGUGUCUGAAAAAGAAUGUUAAAGAGAAAGCCUGGAGCUGCUGCCCAAAGAACUGGAAGCCAUUUACUUCCAGCUGCUAUCUGAUUUCCUCGGACUCCAGAUCUUGGAAUGAGAGUCAGAGCUACUGCUCUGCCAUGGCCGCCCACCUGCUGGUGAUCAACAGCAAGGAGGAGGAGGAUUUCAUCAUCACAAAUCUGCAAAAUUAUCUGGGUUACUAUGUGGGACUGUCAGAUCCAGAGGGUUGGAGACGUUGGCAGUGGAUUGAUGAGACACCAUAUGAUGAAAACGUCACAUUCUGGCAUAAGGGCGAACCCAACGACCGGAACGAACGUUGCGUUAUGUUAAAUUUUCGUUAUCUUCUAAAUGCAUGGGGCUGGAAUGAUGUCCAGUGUGCUCAGAGUCAAAUGUCAAUUUGUGAGAUGGAGGAGAUCUACUUAUGAACUAACGUUGUCCAUGGAUGUGUGGUUGGAUUCACACUCGGCAUGACAGAGCCAGCUGUGCUUACUUAUGUGUAAGGAAUGUUUAUCAUGUUUUAUGCACUUGGUCAGUUA